GCUGCUCAUCCUCUGUCAUCUUGGAAAAAGAAGCAAUGCUGUCCCCGUUUUGGACCUUUGGCACCGAGCAGGAGAUCAACUCAUGGGAUGUAGUGGAUGCAGAGUCAGGUUCAACUUUGGCAAGGUGCUCUCCAAAGUCUCGGUGUUUUUUACCAUGGUCCUGAUCUUCACCUACUUCUUCUACUGCCUCACCGGAUUCUGUGAUUCGGCUCCGAGGACUUUAUACCGCCAACAAGUAUCAGACUAUGACGCUCUGGACGAUCAUCGCCGCGUUUUGGACGAGCUGCGACCAUCUCCCCGUCUCCUCCCGGACGCGCAGUCUCAGCGGAACCGCUCAGGCUCCGCGGACGCAGAGCAGGUGGACACACCCGGACAGUUUCCGCAACAUAUGUCGGAGAGUGCAAACGAGGAGAGCGCACAGAGCAACGGCAUCCCCGUGUCCAACACUUUCGGCACCAAAAGGUUUCCGCAGGCGAUUAUAAUCGGCGUGAAGAAAGGAGGAACCCGCGCCCUGCUGGAGUUUCUCCGCAUCCACCCGGACGUGAGAGCAGUCGGUGCGGAGCCUCACUUCUUCGACAGGUUUUAUGAUAAAGGACUGGAGUGGUACAGGAACCUGAUGCCUCGGACGCUGGACGGCCAAAUCACUAUGGAGAAAACACCCAGCUACUUUGUCACAAAAGAGGCUCCUAGUCGUGUCUGCACUAUGAACUGCCAAACCAAGCUCAUUGUGGUGGUCAGAGAUCCCGUGACGAGGGCUGUUUCUGACUACACCCAGACACUGUCCAAGAACCCAGGCCUUCCAUCCUUCCAGAGCCUGGCUUUAAAAAACUCCACCACAGGUCUGAUUGACACCACGUGGAGCGCUGUGCGCAUCGGCCUUUACGCCAAACAUCUGGAGAACUGGCUUCAGCACUUCCCCUUGUCUCAUUUUUUGUUUGUUAGCGGAGAGCGGCUGGUGUCUGAUCCAGCUGGGGAGAUGGGCCGUGUUCAGGACUUCCUGGGUCUGAAAAGGGUUGUUUCAGACAAACACUUCUACUUCAACCAGACAAAAGGUUUUCCCUGCUUGAAGAAGCCUGAGGGGAGCAGUAGACCACGCUGUCUUGGUAAGUCUAAGGGCAGACCCCAUCCCCAAAUCCCCUCCGAGGUCCUGCAGAGGCUCAGAGACUUUUACAGGCCUUUCAACCACCGUUUCUACCAGAUGAGUGGACAAGACUUUGGCUGGGAAUGAACAAGGAGAUUCCUACCAGAAAAAGAUGACAAUUUGACUGUUUAAUGCUCCACAGAACUAAGGUUCUCAGGGAUGCGGUACAGGAAUGCAAAGUCCACAAACUUUAUUCUGCCUGAGUGGAUUCAACGUGACAAGCAACCUAUGAACUGUGACUGUUGUGUUGUAGAGUAGAAGCCGACGUGAACACAAAGCUGCCAAUAUGCAAGUUACUCACAUGGCUUUGUUUUUAAACUAUUAAACUAUAGACUAAACUAAAGAGCAAAGUGUGUACCAAGGGGGGAAAGACAUUCCCUUUGAAAAUCAUUUUGGAUUUUGAUCAAAUAAGCUGAUAUUUAUAGUUUCUGUUGAUUUGAAAAACAACAGUUACAGUUUUUUUUUUAUUGAAUAAAUGUAUUUAUUUUGCGACAAGGCCAGACAUAAAACUGAAUAUGUCUUUAUUG
Molecule: messenger RNA, 1668 nt
Organism: Gymnodraco acuticeps
Lineage: Eukaryota; Metazoa; Chordata; Actinopteri; Perciformes; Bathydraconidae
Product: heparan sulfate glucosamine 3-O-sulfotransferase 6-like
Exons: 3
Coding region: 83-1228 (381 amino acids)
Molecular function (GO): [heparan sulfate]-glucosamine 3-sulfotransferase activity
Source: RefSeq, a predicted model, not a curated record